CGGAGCUUGUGGGGGAAGAUGGCGGCCGCUUGGGGGCUGUCCCUAGCGGCCGCUGCACUGAGAGCGGUUACCGCCUGGCCGAGGGGCAGGCUCCCUGCGGCCUUCCCCAGGUCUCAGGUGCUUCGGAAAGCGUCGUCCUCUAGCCCCCAGGCCGACGAAGGGCAGAUCCACCUCACCGACAAUUGCGUCCAGAGGCUUCUGGAAAUCACCGAAGGGUCAGAGUUCCUCAGACUGCAGGUGGAAGGAGGUGGAUGCUCCGGAUUCCAAUACAAAUUUUCACUGGAUACAGUUAUCAACCCUGAUGACAGGGUAUUUGAACAGGGUGGGGCAAGAGUGGUGGUUGACUCUGAUAGCUUGGCCUUUGUGAAAGGGGCCCAGGUGGACUUCAGCCAAGAACUUAUCCGAAGCUCAUUUCAAGUGUUGAACAAUCCUCAAGCACAGCAAGGCUGCUCCUGUGGGUCAUCCUUCUCUGUCAAACUUUAAUGUGAUAAUGAGUGACCCAGACACUACCACCAUUUCUACCAAUUUGAGGAACUUGAGAUUAGGUUUCCAUCUAAUCAUGCUCCCCUCUCAAUUUUACUUCCUUUGACCCAGGAGUGUUGUGUUUUGCUACUCUUAUUUUCAGAAUGUGAAGCUUACUCUUGACGUAAUCACCCCUGCCCCAAUUCUAAGGCCGUGCCUCCAGAUGCUGUUACCUCAGAUUUAAUCACUGGUUGAAACCCAGUAUAAUCUAUAGAGCCUCCAAGGCUCCAAAAUUUGGACUUACUGCUCUGGUCUUUAGAGCUGCUUGUACAUAUGUGGCCAGCUAUAUAUAAAAGCUACAUUUUAAA
Messenger RNA from Trichechus manatus latirostris (Florida manatee), 830 nucleotides. RefSeq names its product iron-sulfur cluster assembly 2 (gene ISCA2). The record is from RefSeq and is a predicted model, not a curated record. Gene Ontology annotation, molecular function: 2 iron, 2 sulfur cluster binding; iron ion binding; 4 iron, 4 sulfur cluster binding. Gene Ontology annotation, cellular component: mitochondrion. Gene Ontology annotation, biological process: iron-sulfur cluster assembly. Lineage: Eukaryota; Metazoa; Chordata; Mammalia; Sirenia; Trichechidae. Bases 19 to 483 code for a protein of 154 amino acids. The transcript has 4 exons.